AAGAAGAAACUGGUAAGAAUAACCGACGAAAAUGAUGGCCGCACGACUCCUGGGAACGUCGUCUAGAAUUUUUAAAUUAAAUAAGCAUCUUCACACAUCUAAAGUCGCUUUUAUGCCGGUUGUUCAAUUCAAAUUAUCGGAUAUUGGAGAAGGAAUUGCCGAAGUUCAGGUUAAGGAAUGGUACGUGAAAGAAGGAGAUACGAUUUCGCAGUUCGAUAAAGUCUGUGAAGUGCAAAGUGAUAAAGCAGCAGUAACCAUCUCCUGUAGAUACGACGGGAUUGUCAAAAAAUUAUAUCAUGAGGUUGAUGGAAUGGCUCGAGUUGGACAGGCUCUCAUUGAUGUUGAGAUAGAGGGAAACGUGGAAGAACCCGAACAACCGAAGAAGGAAGCUGCUUCAUCAUCGCCAGAAGCUCCGAAGUCGUCAGCGCCAAAAGCUCCAGAAUCUGCUCAUUCAGAAGGAAAAGUUCUUGCCACACCAGCAGUUCGUAGAAUUGCCAUUGAAAACAAGAUCAAGCUAGCUGAAGUUCGCGGAACUGGAAAAGACGGAAGAGUUCUCAAAGAAGACGUUCUCAAGUUCCUGGGACAAGUGCCGGCUGACCAUACCUCUGGAUCUACAAAUAUUCGUACUACCCAUCAAGCUCCACAACCAUCUUCGAAAUCGUAUGAACCUCUCAAAGAAGAUGUUGCUGUUCCGAUUCGUGGAUACACUCGAGCGAUGGUCAAAACGAUGACUGAAGCUCUCAAAAUUCCACACUUUGGGUACAACGAUGAGAUUAAUGUAGAUUCUCUGGUCAAAUAUCGUGCUGAACUGAAAGAAUUCGCGAAAGAGCGUCAUAUCAAAUUGAGCUACAUGCCAUUCUUCAUCAAAGCUGCUUCUUUAGCUCUUCUCGAAUACCCAUCUUUGAAUUCUACAACUGAUGAGAAAAUGGAAAAUGUUAUACAUAAGGCUUCUCACAAUAUUUGUCUCGCCAUGGACACACCAGGAGGGCUUGUUGUACCGAAUAUCAAAAACUGUGAGCAAAGAAGUAUCUUUGAAAUUGCUCAAGAGCUCAAUCGUCUUCUGGAGGCUGGAAAGAAACAGCAAAUUAAGAGAGAAGAUUUGAUUGAUGGAACUUUCUCAUUGAGCAAUAUUGGAAAUAUCGGUGGAACCUACGCCUCUCCAGUUGUCUUCCCACCACAAGUGGCUAUUGGAGCAAUUGGAAAAAUCGAAAAACUCCCACGAUUCGAUAAACAUGACAAUGUCAUCCCUGUGAACAUCAUGAAAGUUUCGUGGUGCGCAGAUCACCGAGUUGUGGACGGAGCUACAAUGGCUCGCUUCAGCAAUCGCUGGAAGUUCUACCUCGAACACCCAUCUGCAAUGCUCGCCCAACUUAAGUAAAGUAUCAUGUUUCAUCUGGUUAAUUUUAUUAGGUGCCCAAUUAUCCCUUGAUGUAGACAUUCCCCCGUUUUCAACACUCUAAACCUGUUUUUUUUCUUGAAGGUGCCUCCUGUUUUUAGAGCAUAUUUUAGAUAACGAUUGCAUUUUUCAAUCCAUUUCUUACUCGAUUAUUAGCCUGCUUUUUUUUUCUUUUUUCUUGUGCCAUUUACUUGUUUGAUGUAGGAUGCAGAUAUCAAAUAAUCAUGUUCGUGUAGAAUGAAAAGAUUCCCGUGAUAA
Messenger RNA from Caenorhabditis elegans, 1654 nucleotides. It is a transcript of the gene dbt-1, whose product is annotated as Lipoamide acyltransferase component of branched-chain alpha-keto acid dehydrogenase complex, mitochondrial. The record is from RefSeq and is marked reviewed. Gene Ontology annotation, cellular component: mitochondrial matrix; cytoplasm; dendrite. The transcript is spliced from 10 exons. NCBI's taxonomy places the organism in Eukaryota, Metazoa, Nematoda, Chromadorea, Rhabditida, Rhabditidae. Gene Ontology annotation, molecular function: dihydrolipoamide branched chain acyltransferase activity; acyltransferase activity. Bases 32 to 1378 code for a protein of 448 amino acids.